Aspergillus aculeatinus CBS 121060 is the source of this 1612-nucleotide messenger RNA. RefSeq names its product DUF500 and UBA/TS-N domain protein. The transcript has a single exon. Gene Ontology annotation, molecular function: phosphatidylinositol binding. Bases 142 to 1440 code for a protein of 432 amino acids. The record is from RefSeq and is a predicted model, not a curated record. Lineage: Eukaryota; Fungi; Ascomycota; Eurotiomycetes; Eurotiales; Aspergillaceae.
UGAGCUGCCAGAUUAAUGUUGGUGCCUUCGACGUCAGCCUCUCGACAGCCCACCUACAUAUACUUGACUUCUUCCACUGCACUUUCCACUUUCUCUUGAUCUUCCUCACCAACAAACAAAACCUUCGUACACACCCUGACAAUGUCUCAACCACAACAAAAUACCGCCAGCUCGUCCAGCAAAAUAUGGGACAAAACCAAAGUCUUCGGCAAGAAGACCUUCGACAAAGGCUGGGACGCCCUGGACAAGCUCGGUGGGCCCGUCAACCGUCUCUCCAACAAGCUGGGCGCGGAGGCCUUCUGGCCCAUGUCCAUAGACAAGGAAUGCGACAAGGCCGCCCGUAUCCUGCGCAGCUUCUGCAAGGAGGGGGUCUACAUCGACGAGAAGGCCGAGAGCGCCCCGCCCGUCAGCGGGCCUGAGGCUUCCAACAACAAGGAGAAGGAGAAGAUCGACAAGCCGCGGGGCAAGCAGAAGGUAUUGAAGAAGAUCCCCGCGGAGGUCAUUCGGGAGGCGAAGGGAUUGGCUGUCUUCACUGCGAUGCGGUGGGGCUGGGGCUUCAGCGGUGCGGGGGGCAGUGGCAUUCUCAUCGCCCGCGAUCCCCAGACGGGUCAGUGGACCGAGCCCUCGGGGAUCCUCCUGCACACUGCUGGUGUGGGCUUCCUGGCUGGCGCGGAUAUCUACGACUGCGUCAUGGUGAUCAACACCUACGAGGCGCUGGAGGCCUUCACCAAGCUGCGCGUCACGCUGGGCAGUGAGGUCAGCGUGGCCGCGGGUCCGAUUGGCAUGGGCGGCGUCGUCGAGAGCGAGGUGCACAAGCGACGUGCGCCGAUCUGGACCUACAUGAAGUCCAAGGGACUGUACGGGGGCAUCCAGAUCGACGGAUCAAUCAUCGUGGAACGGUCGGAUGAGAACGAGAAAUUCUACGGUCGCAGAGUGCCGGUGAAGGACAUCCUGGCCGGUCAGGUCCGGUCGAACAACCCCUCCGUGAAGGGGCUGGUGCACACGAUUCAGUCCGCGGCCGGCCAGGCCAACUUCGACCAGGCCCCGGCUGGGGUGCAGAUUCCGACCGGCCCCAGCCCCAGCGAUAUCCCGCCGGAGCAACUGGCUCAGAGCGACAUGUUCCACGCCCAGGCGCCGGGCGCGCCUCCGCCCGAGGCCGUGCAGCACAACCCCGAGCAGUAUCAAGUGCCGCCCAACAGCAACCUCCCUUACAACCAGCCAGCACCCAAUCAGGGUCAAUACCACCCGGAGCAGUAUAACCAGGGGCCGCCGAACCCCCACACGGGCUACAACCAGGGCCCGCCCUCGGGUGCACAAUACCCGUCUGAGCAGUACAACCAAGGACCGCCCAACACGCAUGCAUCCUACAGUCAAGCACCGCCUGCGAAUGCGGAGUAUUAUUCGGGGCAGCACAAUCAAGUACCGCAGAACAAGUACUAAGACAGAAGGGGGAUCUGAGAAUGUCAACAAGCAGUUUCUAUGGUCUUUCUGACCGAUUUUACUCAGUUUAUGUACAUAGUAUUGACAGCAUGCGGCCAUGAUAGCGUCUAUUUUUUUUUAAGAUGUUCCCUUGGAUUCGAGGGCAGGAAUUGAAUAUGAGAUUGUGACAGUC